GCUAGCUUUCUGAAAUCCCUCAAAAAUUUCCGCAUGGUGGAAUUUAAAGAUACAUUUACGAUGCCAUGCCGAACGACGCGAUAAUCUAUUCGGGUCCAUACGAAGUGGGACGUCUUCGCCGCCGGCGAGAUCAGCGGGUGGCGGACUACCUCUUCAGGCGUUCCAUCCGCACCAGCAAUCCGGAUCCCGAGAUGACCAUGUGCCGCAUUUUCAAACUGCUGCUCUACUUCACCAUAUUCUAUGUGGUCCUAGGCGCAUUUACGACGGGAUUGACCCUUUUAAUAAUGGCGCAUCAGAUACCCCCUGAUAAGCCGGGAUGCAGCAAGUUCCCCGGCCUAGCAUCCGCACCCGGUUAUCAUGUAGGCGAUCAGAAACAAAUUUUGUGGAGCCCGGAUAACGCGAAGGAACUGGCUAACAUCCGACGCGCGAUGUCGCGGGCGGUGGAUCGAUACGGCCUGAAAGGCCUAAAGCGUAUGAUGGGCUGUAACCUGGACGACAGCUGGGGCUAUAUGACCGGGACACCCUGCAUUCUAUUAAAGAUCACCCAGGCACUCGGCUUCCGGGCGGUCACCUACGAUGACGCCAUGACGCUGCCCGACUACGCUCCGGAUGAACUUUACGACUAUGUGGUGGGCCUGGGCACGGAAGAGCGCUUCAACCGCAUCUGGGUGUCUUGUCAGGUUUUGGAUCCGGGACUGGACGUUCAUUUUGACUACGUUCCGGAUCGCUUCUUCGAUGCCGAAGAACUCUUCACCUCUGGCAAUGUCUUUCUGAACGAGUCCUCGGAUAACGAGGGCGGCACCUACAAGGAGGAUCCCCGCCUUAGGCGUAUCAUCGGUGUUCAGCUCAGCAACAUUCCGCCCAACCGGGACAUCCAAAUCCACUGCAAGGCGUGGGCUAAGAACAUCCCACUCUACAUGGUAACGAUCAAGCUCCUGGUGCGCCUGACGGCACCUAUUCACCCAACCACUCCAUUGGUACUGGACGAGUGGUACGAGUGAGAUCUGCUGGCGGUAUAAAGGGAAGUCAUCUGGAGGGGUC
Molecule: messenger RNA, 1041 nt
Organism: Drosophila teissieri
Lineage: Eukaryota; Metazoa; Arthropoda; Insecta; Diptera; Drosophilidae
Exons: 1
Coding region: 66-1001 (311 amino acids)
Biological process (GO): intracellular potassium ion homeostasis; potassium ion import across plasma membrane; sodium ion export across plasma membrane
Cellular component (GO): sodium:potassium-exchanging ATPase complex
Molecular function (GO): ATPase activator activity
Source: RefSeq, a predicted model, not a curated record